UCAGAUGUCUUCUAAAAGUCUGGUAGUUGUUGUUCUCUUUGACAUCUGGUGGGAGGGCGUUCCACAGGUCAGGUGCCACCACCGAGAAGGCCCUCUGCCUGGUUGCCUGUAACUUGGCUUCUCGCAGUGAGGGAACUGCCAGAAGGCCCUCGGAGCUGGACCUCAGUGUCCGGGCAGAACGAUGGGGAUGGAGACGCUCCUUCAGGUAUACUGAGCCGAGGCAACAAAUGAUUUCUGGAAGCAACACUUGCCCCUGGCAAUGGGCUGUUCCCGAAGGCACAGCACUUGUGAGUCACCCUCCCACAUUCCAUUGUUCACAGAUGUUCCCUUCCAGCUGGGAAGGAGUACAGAUGCUCAGCCCAUCCCCUGCUCAGCUCAUCGCCCCGGCACACCUCAAACGUUUAUGAUCAGCCCCGGAGGAUCCAGUUCAAGGCAAAGGGGAUCCCUUGAAGAUGAAGACCUGCUUCUUUGUCCCUCUCUGCGUGCUCCUCCUCCUCUGCAUAAACGAAGUUCACCCACUGUGGUGCUUCACGUGCGAACCAUCGUCCAGCAACUUGUCUUGCCUGAAGGCCACCAAGUGCUCAGAGAAUGACAAGCACUGCAUGACCACAGUCGCCUCUUUCAGGAUUGGCUUCUUGACCGUCAGAAAGAGAAUCACCAAGAAGUGUUCGCCGAGCUGUCCAAAUCUGAACAUGGAUAUGGGCAUUGGUGCCUUCCAGACCUCCUGUUGCCAAAGUUUCCUCUGCAAUCUUUUUGGACACAUCACAGCUAAAAACGAGACCCGGUGACGGGCUCUGUGUUCGGAUCUGUGUUCAGAUGUAACCCCCUUCCUGGUGGCCGUUUGAGAAGCCAACUUAGCAUAGGGCUGCCAGGUCUCAAGGCCAGAUCUGCCAUUUUCACCCUGUUCUCCUAGGGGUCCAGUGAUAAAACUGCUAUC
Messenger RNA from Podarcis raffonei (Aeolian wall lizard), 937 nucleotides. RefSeq names its product lymphocyte antigen 6E-like. NCBI's taxonomy places the organism in Eukaryota, Metazoa, Chordata, Lepidosauria, Squamata, Lacertidae. Bases 453 to 788 code for a protein of 111 amino acids. The record is from RefSeq and is a predicted model, not a curated record. Gene Ontology annotation, molecular function: acetylcholine receptor inhibitor activity. The transcript is spliced from 3 exons.